Molecule: messenger RNA, 1647 nt
Organism: Fundulus heteroclitus (mummichog)
Lineage: Eukaryota; Metazoa; Chordata; Actinopteri; Cyprinodontiformes; Fundulidae
Product: gastrula zinc finger protein XlCGF8.2DB-like
Exons: 2
Coding region: 192-1208 (338 amino acids)
Biological process (GO): regulation of transcription by RNA polymerase II; central nervous system development
Cellular component (GO): nucleus
Molecular function (GO): RNA polymerase II cis-regulatory region sequence-specific DNA binding; DNA-binding transcription factor activity, RNA polymerase II-specific
Source: RefSeq, a predicted model, not a curated record
AUGAUGAACAGCCUCUGCUGCUCUCACAGCUUUAUCCAGACCAAAUUAAAGACAGAGAGCUUCCAGAAGAGAAUAAUGGAGAAGAAUCCAACAGGAUACAUGGAGAUGCUUCCAUUUCUUUAAAGAAUGAAGACGCUGAGAAGAAUCAAGAGGACAAUGAUGUAGAGAACCCUCUCUCUGAGCUUAAACACAUGUCCGACUCUGGAUAUAAGAAAUGUUCUACAGAGAAAAAAACAGUGGAGUCACAAAGGAAAGUCCAGACAGGAAUGAAGCUUAGCUGUGAAGACUGUGGCAAAACAUUUAGUGGGAAAUGCGCUUUAAACGCACACAUGAGUAUCCACACAGGAGAGAAGCCUUUCUGUUGUGAUCUGUGUGGACAAAGAUUUGGACAAAAAUCACAUUUAAACACACACAUGAGAAUCCAUACAGGAGAGAAGCCUUUCUGUUGUGAUCUAUGUGGACAAAGAUUUAGCCUAAAAUCUAAUUUAAACACACACAUGAUAAUCCAUACAGGAGAGAAGCCUUUCUGUUGUGAUCUCUGUGGACAAAGAUUUAGCCUAAAAUCAAUUUUAAACACACAUAUGAGAAUCCACACAGGAGAGAAGCCUUUCUGUUGUGAUCUGUGUGGACAAAGAUUUAGCGAAAAAGGUUCUUUAACCAAACACAUGAGAAUCCAUACAGGACAGAAGCCUUUCUGUUGUGAUCUAUGUGGAAAAAGAUUUUGCCACAAAUCACAUUUAAACACACACAUGAGAAUCCAUACAGGACAGAAGCCUUUUUGUUGUGAUCUAUGUGGACAAAGAUUUAGCCACAAAUUUAGUUUAAACGCACAUAUGAGAAUCCAUACAGGACAGAACCCUUUCUGUUGUGAUCUAUGUGGAAAAGGAUUUAGCCAAAAAUCAAGUUUAAACACACACAUGAGAAUCCAUACAGGACAGAAGCCUUUCUGUUGUGAUCUAUGUGGAAAAACAUUUAGCGAAAGAGGAACUCUAAACAGACACAUUAGAAUCCAUACAGGACAGAAGCCUUUCUGUUGUGACCUAUGUGGACAAAGAUUUUGCCACAAAUUUAGUUUAAACGCACAUAUGAGAAUCCAUACAGGACAGAACCCUUUCUGUUGUGAGCUAUGUGGAAAAGGAUUUAGCCAAAAAUCAAGUUUAAACAGACACAUGAGAAUCCAUACUGAAGUUAAAAUGGCUCUGCUAUGAAUAUUAAUACAAAGUGCACAGAUGAUGAUGCCGUGUGUAUGGAAGCUUCUGAAAGGUUUGUUGACAAAAUUAUAUAUCAUUUUAGACAUCUGUUGAUGUUUUAAAGGCACACCUUAAGCCCUCUGGCGCCAUCUGAAAAUGCCUAAUUAUAGCUCUUACCUCCUGUUCCAUGACCUUUCAUAGGGUCCUCAGUAAGAAAACUAUUGUGGGAAGAGAAGGCGCUUUGGACCGCUGUACCAAUUUCGGGCAGCCUUUACUUCAUGUCUAAGAGAGGGAGAGAAGGUGCUCCUCGCUUUCCGCUUGCUGACACAAGCAGCUCCAUGCAGCUUUCAGAAACAGACUAACUCUCAGUGAGGAGCCGACUCCCAGCGUUCAAUUCAAUUCAGUUUUAUUUAUAUAGCGGCAAUUCAUGAAACAUGUCAUCUCAAGGCUCUUUACA